AUGGCCGUCCAACAAGACACCAUCCCGGCACUCGACCACUGGCUACAGCGGCACAGCCGCCGACACCACAUGCGGCGGCCGGCUUUGGCGGCACGCACCAAGAGGGUCACGCAGGCGCUUCGGCAGCACACACAAUACUCGACGACCAUGUGCAAGAUUUCGCCCCGAGACGGCGCGUGA
Colletotrichum destructivum is the source of this 180-nucleotide messenger RNA. RefSeq lists its product as uncharacterized. Bases 1 to 180 code for a protein of 59 amino acids. The transcript has a single exon. The record is from RefSeq and is a predicted model, not a curated record. Lineage: Eukaryota; Fungi; Ascomycota; Sordariomycetes; Glomerellales; Glomerellaceae.